UCGGAGUGAUACCUGUCCGGCCGGACGGACCAUCAAGUGCUCACUGUGUUUGGAUACUGGCGGCCAGUGUUUGGAUAAAUUAUUUCGACCGAUAGCCGAGAUGACCAGCUCCAGAUCGCAUAUCACUUUAUGAUGAGGGAAGGGCCUAGCCAUUUUAUGUGAAUACUGCAUAGGGAGAAAAUGAGUGGCAGUUACCAUAGGACCGCUUAUUAUGUAUUUAUAAUAUUGUCUGUGAUUAUCUGUCAGGCAGCCGGUGACCACCAUGAAGGAGGGUUCAUGGGAGAGGACGGGUCCAGAUACAUCUGGUCAUUUGGUCAGUGGACCGGCUGUUCCGUAGAGUGUGGAGAGGGUAUCCAAUUGCGACGGGUUUCGUGUGUAGACCUAAAAACCAGAGAAAUGGUAGAACUGUCCUACUGUGAGAGAGAUAUCCAGCCUAUAGACAGACAGAGGUGCAGUAACGGGCCUUGUACUAACCAUCACAUAGAGGACGCUGUACAGUGGACCCCGGGGGAGUGGGGGACGUGUUCCACCACCUGUGACAUUGGGGAUCAGGUAAAACAGGUCACCUGUAUGGCUGUUGGAGAAGAUGGUGCUUCAAGGUCAGUUAGUGAUGACCUCUGUGUCAGGGCCUAUGGACAGAAGCCAAAGUAUAUCCGUUCCUGUAAUGAAGAAGUAGCCUGUCCGCAGUGGACUUCUUCAGGCUGGUCAAAGUGUACAGCAGACUGUGGGAUUGGGACUCAGACACGUCGAGUGUACUGUAUACAACUGGCGCCCUCCGAGUCCUCCAACUACAGGAUCCUCCCAGACAAUAUGUGCUCCCAGGAGGAGAUUCCACCCAGUCAGCAGCAGUGUACGGACACGUCCUGUCAGAGUUCAGACUCACAACCUGAUAGGGAUAACAACUCUGGAUCAAGGAAUUGUGAGAACAUGUUGUAUGGCUGUUGUCGGGAUGGCAGAACGGCAUCAUUAGGACCUGGAUACCAAGGCUGCCCAAGUGAGGCACAGGAUAGUCCAUGUGGAUUAAAGAAAGACCGAGGACCAUGUUACGAGUUCGGAGCUAAGUGGUAUUUUGACUCUGUCCGGAAGGAUUGUUUUCAGUUUUGGUAUGGUGGAUGUGAUGGAAAUGCAAACCGAUUUGAAUCUCGAGAGGACUGCAAGCAGCAAUGUUCGGGAUACUCUGGGGCCGGGACAGAAGUGGUUGUUGAGCCUGACGAGCCCAUUCUGGUUGGUGGAUGUGCAGGAACACGAUAUGGUUGUUGUGAGGACGGUCUUACAUCAGCCCUCGGGGAAAAUCGUCACGGUUGUCCCGAAAAGGAAACAGUUUUGAUUGGUGGAUGUGCAGGAACACGAUAUGGUUGUUGUGAGGACGGUCUUACAUCAGCCCUUGGGGAAAAUCGUCACGGUUGUCCCGAAAAGGAAACAGUUUUGAUUGGUGGAUGUGCAGGAACACGAUAUGGUUGUUGUGAGGACGGUCUUACAUCAGCCCUCGGGGAAAAUCGUCAUGGUUGUCCCGAAAAGGAAACAGUUUUGAUUGGUGGAUGUGCAGGAACACGAUAUGGUUGUUGUGUGGAUGGUGUUACGUCAGCCCUUGGGGAAAAUCGUCACGGAUGUCCCGAAAAGGAAACAGUUUUGAUUGGUGGAUGUGCAGGAACACGAUAUGGUUGUUGUGAGGACGGUCUUACAUCAGCCCAUGGAGAAAAUCGUCAUGGUUGUCCAGAAACACGCACGGCCCGACCUCCAGGAGGGUGUGGUUCUACACGAUAUGGCUGCUGUGAGGACGGUGUGACAUCAGCCCUUGGGGAAAACAGAUACGGCUGUCCUGAAACACGCACAGCCCGACCUCCAGGAGGGUGUGGUUCUACGCGAUAUGGCUGCUGUGAGGACGGUGUGACAUCAGCCCUUGGAGAAAACAGAUACGGCUGUCCUGAAACACGCACGGCGCGACCCCCAGGAGGGUGUGGUUCCACGCGAUAUGGCUGCUGUGAGGACGGUGUGACAUCAGCCCUUGGGGAAAACAGAUACGGCUGUCCUGAAACACGUACACGACAACCACCAUUGCUUGGGGGAUGCCUUGGAACCCGCUAUGGUUGUCCAGAGACAGUAGUCCCUUCAGAUGUCUGCACACUGGACAGUGAACGGGGCUCGUGUUCAGAUUAUACUGUCAGGUGGUUCUACAAUACCGCUGACUCCCGCUGUGACCGCUUUUGGUAUGGAGGCUGUGAUGGUAAUGGGAACAAUUUUGCUGAUGAGCAGGAGUGUAAGGCUGCAUGUGUCAACACCCCAGUUGUCACCCCAGCUCCAAAGGAGGAACACAAGCCUGGCCAGUGUCCACCUGUAGCCUUUGACCGUACUGGCACAUGUAGUAAUGAGUGCGAGUCAGAUUAUGACUGUCAGGGAGCCCAGAAAUGCUGUACAAGUGUCAGUGGGUGUGGUCGUUCCUGUCGCAGUCCCCAUGGAGAGACAGAAGAAUUCAAGCCAGGUUCCUGUCCAAUUGUACCCCUUGGUAGGAUGGGUGUUUGUGUGGAACAGUGCAGAUCAGACUACGAGUGUUUGUCGGAUCAGAAGUGCUGCAGCAACGGAUGUGGUCACACCUGUCAGGAUAUACAACAUGAACGUCCAGAGUAUAAGGAAGGACAGUGUCCAGCUCUGCGUGCGGGUGAGGUUGGAACAUGUGAGAAUGAGUGUCAGACAGACUACCAGUGUACUGGUUCACAGAAAUGUUGUUACAAUGGCUGUGGGUACUCGUGUUCCCAGGUUGGAGAUCGCAGAGGCAGUGUACCGAUGUCUGCCCCACAGGAUCUGACUCCAGUGUCUGUUGAUGGCAAUCCUCGGUCUGUCACCCUUAACUGGCAGCCACCUACUGAUACCAGUGGACAGGUUGAACGAUACAUGUUGUAUUACACAACAAACUCAAGAGAGGAGGAGGAUCGCUGGAACCGCCAAGAAAUGUUAGGAGAUCAGCUCACCAGUACAGUCAAUAGCCUCACUCCUAACACCCUUUAUUACUUCAAGAUCCGUGCCAGCAACCGGGAAGGCAUGGGACCGGCUUCUAAUCUGGUGUUCUAUACCACCCCUAAUGAGGUGGUGGCCCAAACUGGUGCAGUAUGUGAGCGAGAAGCAUUCCGGGGAGACUGUUCCGACUAUGUUGUACGCUGGAACUACAACACUGAUGAAGCUGGCUGCAAGCGUUUCUGGUACGGAGGCUGUAACAGCAAUGGCAACAACUUUGAAACAGAGGAGGAAUGUUUACAGACAUGUAAAACCCCCGUGAAGGUAGUGGAUGUGUGUAUGCUGCCCUCUGUGACGGGGAGAUGUCGUGCUGCCCACAGGCGUUACUUCUUUAACUCUGCCACAGGAUCAUGUGAAAUGUUUAUUUACGGAGGAUGUAGAGGCAAUGCUAACCGAUUCAACACUCGUGAGGAAUGUGUAGCCCGAUGUGGAGGUAGAAGUGGAGGGGAAGAGAGACGACUGUGUGAGGUGUCCCAACAUGGCUGUUGUAGAGAUGGUGUCACUCUUGCUGAUGGUCCAAACUACUAUGGAUGUCCUGAUCAUUGUGUGAGGAGUGAGUUUGGAUGCUGUGAGGACCAGGUUACAGCGGCAACAGGUCCCAAUGAAGAAGGCUGUGAUGGUGUGGACGAGGGGUCUGGGGACACGGAUACAGACAAUGACUGUCAGGAGAACGUCCAUGGCUGUUGUCCUGAUGGUACUCCUGCCAGUGGACCUAACCAUGAAGGCUGUGAUAGAGACCAUGUUGUUAAUAUCAAACCUUCCUCUGGAGAUACCUGUAACAACCCUGCAAUGAGAGGUCCCUGCUCAGAUUAUGCUGUGAAAUGGUUCCAUAAUUCCACUUCAAAACAGUGUGAGAGAUUCUGGUAUGGGGGUUGCCAAGGAAACGGAAACCAAUUUGACAAUGAAGAGGAAUGCGCAAGGAUAUGUGUUGAAAAAACCCAGGACAUAAACCUGCCAUGUAAACUCCCCAAGGAUAUCGGACCAUGCCGAGCACUUGUUCCACGGUUUUACUUCAACCAGCAGACAGAAAGAUGUGAGCAGUUUGGGUAUGGAGGUUGCCAGGGGAAUGCCAACAAUUUUGCGACUGUUGAAUUGUGUCGACAGACGUGCGAGGAAAUUAUCGUGGAGGAACUUGAUGCAUGCCAGCAGCCCAUGGAGAUUGGCCCGUGCCGUGGCAGCUACCCACGGUUCUACUAUAACAGUAGGACACGUGAAUGUACCCAGUUUAAUUACGGAGGAUGCGAUGGAAAUGAGAACAAUUUCGCCAGUCGUGAGAAAUGUGUCCAGCAAUGUGCUCCAAAUGUGAUUCCCUCAGUAACAGAUGCUCCAGUUGUACCAAGGGAAGAAAAAGAUGUCUGUCUUUUGUCAUAUGAGACCGGACCCUGCAGUGGAGCAGAAACCAGAUGGUAUUAUGAUUUCAAUGAGGGAUUCUGUAAACAAUUCGUGUAUGGAGGCUGUGGACAAAAUGAAAACAACUUCAACUCUAAGGAUGAAUGUGAAAACACCUGUAGUCGUGCCCAUGUUUGUGGCAGUGGUGAGUCAAACUCCCCUAUACAGUGUAAUGCAUACAUCCGUCGCUACCGUUAUGACCGCCAGAGCGCCACCUGCCAGGAGUUUAUCUAUGGUGGAUGUGGAGGAAACUCUAACAAUUUUGCCUCACAAGAGGCUUGUCAGCGCAAGUGUAUCACGGGAGGAUCAGUCACAACAAUGUCACAGAAAGAAAUCUGUGCUCUGCCGAAGGAAAGUGGACCAUGUUUCGCUUACAUGAGACGUUAUUUCUACAAUUCAAACACGGGGUCAUGUGAGCAGUUUAUCUAUGGGGGAUGUAGUGGCAACCAAAACAACUUUGAAAAUAUAGAAACCUGUCAGGAGAAGUGUGCUGAGGACUCCGUUGAUGGAUCAGGGGAGGUUGAAACAGACACCUCAGAAUACUGUGGUCUAGAGAUGGACACAGGGCCUUGUCGGGCCAGCAUCCCCGCCUGGUAUUACAGUCAUACAGAAGGCCGCUGUAAUGAAUUCCUGUACGGAGGAUGUGGCGGCAAUAAGAAUCGAUUUAUUUCACGCGAAGUGUGUGAGGCAUCCUGCAGCCGUGAUGCUAUAUGUAUGCUACAGCCUGACAAAGGUAACUGUGUCCAGAGUGUCCAGCGUUACUACUACGAUGUGGCCCAGGAUGCCUGUGUCAGUCUCGACUAUGGUGGCUGUGGUGGCAAUGCUAACAAUUUUGAAUCCCGGAUAGCAUGUGUCAACAAAUGUGGAGGCUCAUACGUCACACCACCGCCACGCAGUGAUAACGUCUGUGCAAUGGACAACGAAAGGGGUCCUUGUCAAAACUACACUGUUCAGUGGUUCUACAAUCAAGAUGAAAGAGUUUGUGGCCGCUUCUGGUACGGUGGCUGUGAAGGCAAUGGCAAUCGUUUUAACACAGAGGAGGAAUGUAAACAGAGAUGCAGUAUGGAGGUGGUUACAGCUCGCCCUCGUCCAACUUACGCCCCAGUUACAGCACGGCCAACUUAUGCCCCUGUGACAACCACCCCCAGGCCCCAACCUGUUUACACUCCCCGACCUGCAUACACUACUCCUGAUCCAGACACCAAUGUCAUUGUAGAGUAUGACAUCUGUGACCUUGAAAAUGAGCGGGGAGGGUGCAGUAACUACGAAGUAAGGUGGUACUUCAAUCGUGAAGACCAGCGGUGUAUGAGGUUUUGGUACGGAGGCUGCGAUGGCAAUGCCAACAACUUCCCAGAUGAAGCGGAGUGUCAGAACAUCUGUGUGGAACGCCGCCGCCCAGUGGUUACACGAGCUCCAGUGAACCCUCGACCUGACAUUGGUCGAAGGGAAUGCCAACUGUCACGUUUUGGGUGUUGUCCGGACGGAGUCCUCCCGGCUGCCGACAUUUACUUCAGCAACUGUAGAGACCCCAGUGGAGGUUCCGAGGAGACUGGACUCAUCGAUGGAGAUUACACCUCAAUCGUAGAACAGCCCGGACAGGAUGUGUUACUGCCAUGCUCUGGCUACAAACCUGGAACAAACACAGGCACCAUCGCCUGGUACAGGGAUGCAUUUUUAGUGUCUAAUGACCAACGUUACAUCAACUACCAGAAUGGUUCCCUCCUUAUACGCGGCAUCUCGAGCCAGGACUCGGGGGUGUAUGCCUGCCGCGUCACCAAUGGCAAUGUACUACCAUACAUAGAACGCUACAGAUUACAAGUGGAAGUGGCCAUUGGUAUCUUCCCUACCCCAGCCAAGAUUGUAGUUAAGCCUGGAGGGAAUGCAUUCCUUCACUGUCAAGCCUACGGCACACCCCGCCCUUCUGUGUCCUGGACCCAGGGAGGCACUCCAGUUCAGUCCGGGGGCAGGUUUGCUGUGUUUGACAACGGUACUCUGAUCAUCUCCCAAGUGAAUGUCCGGGACACUGGAGACUAUGUCUGUAUGGCGACCAAUGGGGUGUCUACACCUGCCCAGCGUAUCAUGAUGUUAGCCAUCAGAGAAUCUCUGAGGGUUGCCAUUGAUGAUGUUCAUAUGAAGAAGCCAAGAGAGGGUGACCGACUUUACCUGACCUGUCGAGGGUAUGGCUACCCAGAGCCAACCCUGACAUGGGAGAGACUGGGGCGCCCCCUACAGAAUGGGCUUGGAGUGUUUGUAAGGGGAGGUGACCUGCGCAUCACAAACCUCACCCUAGAUGACACAGGACUGUACACCUGUAUUGCCACCAACAAUGAGGAGAAAGUGGAGGAUGAUAUCUCUAUCCAGGUGUUACAGAAAGACGCCACCCUGCCUGACUGUAAGGACCGCGCUCCCCUACUGAAGUGUAGGCUAAUCGUGACAGCUAUGUUGUGUAACUAUAGUAUAUACUCCAAACAGUGUUGUUCCAGCUGUGAAAGAGAAAGGUCACGUCUGAUUGGCUAAUCUGCCAACCAAUAAUACUCCACAACACAUUACACAAACAGCUACUAAGGCAGUCUGAACUGUGGAUCACAGUGACCUAUAUUGACUAUUCUGUCCUAUCUGCUCAUCCUAAGGCUGAUGACACAGAGCAGCCCUCAGGACUGACCAGUCAACCAUUCUCUAAAAUACCAAAGAUGUGCAUUUUAUAGGGGCUAUCAGUUCAGGUAGCAGGAAGCUCGUGGGAAGAUAAUUUUAUUGACUAUUCCUCCUGGGGAGAACGUUGAGGAUCCAUUCUGCCUGGAUGUUCGCACUACAGCUGUACGCCAGAUGGCGUUGUUGAACAAAGUCCCAUCAAAAUGUUCAAAAUGGUUUAAGUUGUUUGUAAGUUUGUAGAUAACAUUUAGUAAAUAUUUUCAUUUUUAUCACCCACAAUAACAAAUAAACCUGAUUUUCUAUAUAGUUAUUAUAGACUGUCAUGUAUGUUACUUCUCAGUAUCAUAAAUCUCUCGCUUAAUCAACUCUCACCAUCUAUUAUCAUAUUAGGUAUUGUAUUUUAUAUUUACUAGUCUGUCUUCAUAUAUUCUGAUCCAUGUUAAUCGUUUCGUUUCCAUGGUAACAUGCUUUAUUUUCUCUACCUGUUGAAAUUCAAUUGAGUCAAUUAUAUAUUGCCAGUGGUUUCCUUUAAAAAAAUUGUUAUUCAAUUUAACAUGAUAGAAUUUUUGACGUAGCUGAUCUUUCAAAUUUAAUUGAGAAUUAGCAGAGUUGACAGAUGAGGGCCUGAGUUGCCAUUGCCUUGAGGUUAGACAUGCCUUCCAUAUAUAUAGUGUUUAAUUCAGUUUAAUAGAUAAUAAUGGAGUAUAGUGUUUAAAUCAUACAGUAAUGCAUUGUUAAAACUUUUGUCUGCUCUGUUGAAUAUAUGUGUAUGUAAUGCUAUAGAUUUGUCUUCAAUCAAAUCAAGAAAUUAAAUGACAUUAUAUGCCAGUGAACACACAACUGUGUAACUCCAUUGUGUUAACACAGCUGUGUAUCUCUGCAUGUUAAUGUGACUGCCUCUACCUUACAUAUACUCAUUAUAGGUCCCAAGUACAUAUAUACAUACAAAAUACCUCAUAUGCCAAGAUGAUAUAUAUAUUUCCACCAAAUUUGCUUGUCGUAGAUCAUUUAGUGAGCCAUAAACUGUCCUCUAUGUUUUGUUGAGAUGCACAUACUAACUAGCUUCCCAUUGUAAAAUCAGGCAAAACGAGUGUUCCACCAGUUAUAAUCCUAAUGCAUAUUUCCUAGGCAAAAGAGGACAGAGGUUGGUUACCAAGGUAAUCAGAAGGCUGACUGAAAUCCUAGCUUUUUAGACAAGUUUUAUUUAAAAUGCUAUCUGUAUUUUGUAGUAUACACUGAAGUAUUUUGGUUACAACUAUAACCAGUGGCUGACAGAGAUUGUUAACAGAGAGUGCUAGUAUAUAUGAUGAGGGAUUUUUACAACAGUUUCAGGUUCGAUAAUAUUUUCAAUUAACUUGUAACAGGCCAGUGUUAUUUGUGUAUAUUAUUAACAGGUUCUGCAAUACGGGGCUGAUCAUCAUUCUUUAUAAAGCAUUGCAGCUUAUCAGGAAGGCACAGUCUGCCAAAAAUAUAAAUUUUUCGCAUGAUUGAGACUUUUCAGAAGGAAACUAUGUACUUACGAAAAUAAACUCAUUCUUUGUAUUUGUAGAAAGAUAUCUUUUAUUGAUUACCAACUAAGGUCCUUUACUGAGACAAGAUGUAACUGAUAUGAAUAUGUAGCUUCAGUGUUAAUGGAGCCACACGUUGAAGAUGGGAUAUGUUUGGGUAGGUCAGUCUGCCCCAGUUACUAACACAUUCCCCGUAAGACAUUUUGCUAUUCAGUUAAACUAGAAUACCAUUCCUCCUACUAUUCUGACAUUGAAUGGUUCUCUGUGAAGGCAGGCAAGUUAGGUAAGACAGAGUUAUCUCCCCUCAAAUGCAGGGCAAUGUUGACAAAUGUAGCUUUUUUAAAUCAUUACUCAUUGUGCCCUGUAGAUUGCCACUUCAUGACCUAUAUAUUUGUACCUAUAUAUCAGUGUAUAUAUUAUAAAUAAACUUUUCUACUUUACUAGGAUAAAUAAUUACUGUUUCUUCCCGUAUAUAAAACAUUAAUAAUGUUGUGUAAAUGUAUUUUAAGUCAUUUUACAAAAAUAUUAAAAUGAUGACAAAAAUUAAA
This is a messenger RNA of Pecten maximus, 9103 nucleotides long. RefSeq names its product papilin-like. Gene Ontology annotation, cellular component: extracellular region. NCBI's taxonomy places the organism in Eukaryota, Metazoa, Mollusca, Bivalvia, Pectinida, Pectinidae. Gene Ontology annotation, molecular function: serine-type endopeptidase inhibitor activity; protein binding. The record is from RefSeq and is a predicted model, not a curated record. The transcript is spliced from 35 exons. Bases 181 to 6915 code for a protein of 2244 amino acids.